CGGAUGCCCUUCCAGCUGCAACCCAUCUCUGAGAAAUAAAGGGAAAGGAUCGGCAGAGGAACACGAGGCGGAAUCGAACUUGGGAUACCAUGAGCACCGGAGUGCAUGUGUCAACACACUUUUCUUUUUUUUUUUCCAGCUAAUGGUUCCAGCUGUUACCGAUCACAGACAGUGGCGCGACGGUACGGAGGCAGCCUCCAGUGUAUCUCUUCCGGCUGAAUAAACUACCGAGCAGCGUCUGUUUGGCUCGUCGUCGUGUUUCCCCCCUCGUCUCCUGUGUCCAUCAUUACCAGGAGCAUCUCCUUUCCAUCACCACAACACACAGAGUCACCGUUCAUAUACUCACCGUACUCUCACCGUGGCUCCGAGUUCCCAUGGAAACCGCGGGGAGUGACAGCAUGCAGGCGGCGUGUGCCCGCGUGUGAGUGGGCACCGAGAGCUGAGGGAGGAGCCACUUUCUAUACUGCAGCAUCCAAGAAGCGGGAUUUCUCAUUUACACACAAACACAAACGUCUGAACAUCUUAGUUACUGCAGAGAAAGCUGGACCGAGUGAAACCCCCCUUUCUCUGCCCCGCUGUGGAAUCCGUGCCUUGACCAACCAGUGUUUUGUCGGUCUCUGGUGAAUCUAAAGCCAAAAUGUCUUCUAAACUGCCUUCAGGCAAACCUACAUCCCCUUUCAGGAAGAGAGGAAGCCUGCAGUACACAGCCAGUGGAGUAGAUCUCCGUGUUGGCAGACACCUUCUCACAUCCCAGUAUUCAUUGCCUGGCAACCCUGUAACCAAGCACGGCCACAUUGACCUACGCACCUCCAUGGAUGGCAAAUACAAAGAGAUUGCAGAGGAGCUGUUCUCCCGCAGUCUGGCUGAGAGCGAGAUGCGCAGCGCUCCAUAUGAGUUCCCAGAGGAAAGCCCCAUCGAGCAGCUGGAGGAGAGACGGCACAGACUCGAGCGGCAGAUCAGCCAGGAUAUCAAGUUUGAGCCUGAUAUCCUUCUACGAGCCAAACAGGACUUCAUGAAAACAGACAGCGCUACGGACCUGGAGUAUAUGAAAGAACAGAGCCAGACACCCAUAGAAAACUAUCCCGAGAGAGAGCUUAUCCCGGAGAGAGAGUACCAGAGAGUCACUAUCUCUGGAGAGGAGAAGUGUGGGGUUCCAUUCACUGACCUGCUGGACGCUGCUAAGUGUGUGGUGAAAGCUCUGUUCAUCCGAGAGAAGUACAUUUCUCUGUCCUUGCAGAGCUUCUGCAGGACCACAGCACGAUACCUGCAGGAGGAGCUGAGCGAACAAACGCCUGACAUCAGCACCUUCGACGAGAUGUCAGAGUCCUCCAUCUCUGCAGAUGCAACAGUUCACCCACCUGUGUCAAAAACCCACCCGUAUGAGAGUCUUGACCCUGCCAACAUGCCACCAGCGCUGGGCUACACAUGCAAGAUGGUGGAUGGUGUUGUUCAUGUGUACACACACAAUUCGUCAGAGUUGGACCUGCCAUACCCAGAUCUUCAGGAAUACAUAGCUGAUAUGAACAUGAUGAUGGCGCUCAUCAUUAACGGACCAGUGAAAUCUUUCUGCUAUCGGCGACUGCAGUAUCUCAGCUCCAAGUUCCAGAUGCACAUCCUCCUAAAUGAAAUGAAAGAAUUGGCAGCACAGAAAAAAGUCCCUCAUCGUGAUUUCUACAAUAUCAGGAAGGUGGACACGCACAUCCAUGCCUCGUCCUGCAUGAAUCAGAAGCACCUUCUGCGCUUCAUUAAAAGAGCCAUGAAGAAAUAUCCAGGAGAAAUCGUCCAUGUUGAACAAGGCCGAGGACAAACCCUGACAGAAGUGUUUGAGAGCAUGAACCUCACGGCCUUUGACCUCAGUGUGGAUACUCUGGAUAUGCAUGCGGACCGAAACACAUUCCACCGCUUUGAUAAGUUCAACUCCAAAUACAACCCCAUUGGAGAGUCCAUUCUUCGGGAAAUCUUUAUCAAAACUGACAACCACAUUGAGGGCAAAUACUUUGGGCACAUAAUCAAGGAGGUGAUGGCAGAUCUGGAGGAGAGCAAAUAUCAGAACGUGGAGCUGCGUCUCUCCAUCUACGGAAGAUCAAGAGAUGAAUGGGAUAAACUGGCUCAGUGGGCCGUCACACACAAGGUUUAUUCAGAUAAUGUGCGCUGGCUGGUGCAGGUGCCACGGCUUUUUGAUGUUUACCACACCAAAAAACAGCUGUCAAACUUCCAGGAGAUGUUAGCGAACAUUUUCAUGCCUCUGUUUGAGGUCACUGUCAAUCCCAGCAGCCACCCAGAGCUGCACCUCUUCCUGCAACACGUUGUUGGGUUUGACAGUGUGGAUGAUGAGUCCAAACCUGAGCAUCACAUCUUUAACCUGGACAGUCCAAAACCUGUCAACUGGACGGAUGAAGACAAUCCUCCAUACUCUUAUUAUCUGUACUACAUGUAUGCAAAUAUGACUGUACUCAACCACCUGCGCAGGCAAAGAAACAUGAAUUCGUUCGUGUUACGUCCUCACUGUGGAGAAGCAGGGCCGAUUCACCACCUUGUGUCUGGAUUCAUGCUGUCAGAGAACAUUUCCCAUGGCCUACUUCUCAGAAAAGCUCCUGUACUGCAGUAUCUGUAUUAUCUGGCUCAGAUUGGCAUUGCUAUGUCGCCGCUCAGCAACAACAGCCUCUUCCUCAGCUACCAUCGAAAUCCACUGCCUGAAUAUCUGUCCAGAGGCCUCAUGGUGUCUUUGUCCACUGACGACCCUCUGCAGUUCCACUUCACAAAGGAGCCACUGAUGGAGGAGUACAGCAUCGCCGCUCAGGUGUGGAAGCUGAGCUCAUGUGACAUGUGUGAACUGGCCCGAAACAGUGUGCUCAUGAGCGGAUUUUCAAACCAGGUGAAAAGCUACUGGUUGGGGCCGCAUUAUAUAAAAGAGGGACAAGAGGGCAAUGACAUCAGACGUACCAACGUUCCUGAUAUCCGUGUGGCGUAUCGCUUCGAGACUCUGUGUGAAGAACUGAAUCUGAUCACACAGGCAGUGCGGUCAGAGGAGCUGGAGACGGUCAAAGAGGAGGGAUCCCUGUGCAUGGCUUCAAUACGCUAACAGUGUUUCACACUUUCAAUUAUUCAACCAGUGCAGAGUGUGAGUAAAAGGUUAAUCAGGGAAAUGUGGGACUGACUUUCUGUCCACAGGUAUUCACCUAAACCCAAUUGAUAGUAAUGUUUUGUAAUUCAUUUGGAAGCAUUGUGCAGUUUUAAAGGGAUGGUUCAGUCAUAAAUGAGAAUGUGCUAAUUUACUCACUCUCAGGUUACGGAAGAUGUAGGUGACUUUUUCUUGAAAGUUUUUAGCUGAAACUGUGGUCGUUGGUGAUUCACAUAAAGUAGUUUAACAGUUACCAGCAAUUUAAUGAAAGUUGCUGCUGAAUUUUAUUUCAGUAUGAUGACAUAUUUCUAACCCAAAUGUAACUGAGUAGAGGGCGGGGUUUUAAUUUUUGAGCUUCUCCUCUCAUCUUUCACUUGCAGCAAGCUAACGGUUAGAGGGACGUGAAAGCAUAUUUCACCCAAUCCAUUAAAAUGACAUCAUCCCUUUAUCCAUCAGGGGUCGCCACAGAGGAAUGAACCAGCGGCUUAUCCAGCAUAUGUUUUACGCAACAGAUGCCCUUUCCAGCCACAACCCAGUACUGGGAAACACCCAUGCACACUUAUUCACACUCCAGAGCACCUAGAGGAAACCAACACGAACACAUGGGCAAUAAACAAACUCCACACAAAAAUGCCAACUGACCCAGCUGGGAUUUGAACCAGCGACCUUCUUGCUGUAAGGCGACAGUACUGAGCACUGAGCCACCGUGUCACUGAUUAAAGACCAAACUAACUUUUAUUUAAUGGAUUAAUCUUUCAUUUUAAGACUAGCAAUGUUUCAUAUAAGUUAGCGUCACGCUAAUCUUGCUAAAGCAGGACUAGUCGACAUCUGUAAAGUGAUGUCAAUUCAAUUGAAUUCAGGGUUCUAUGUUCUAGAGUUUCCAUUUUAGAUGUCUGACUUUUAGCGGCAUUCUAGACAUUGACUGCAUCCGAAACCACCUACUACUCAGUAGGUUCUGCAUUUGAAUUUAAAUGUAUUACUCGACUGUUAGAAAAAGAGUGUUCUAUACAGUAUGAAUAUGGGUAGUAUGAAUGGAACUCGAAUGUACUACAUCUGCCACCGACAUGACCUGCCUGCGUAAGUUGUGUUGCUUCACUCCCAUUCAUAAAUUUUCUCGUGAUACAUUACCUGAUAGCGUAGCAGCCAUCAGAUCUGCACUUAAGAAUCUGUUUUUCAAAAUUUUUGAAUUUUGACGUACUACUCGGCCCACAUACUGUUUUUAGCGUACUAUAUAGUAUGGAAAUAUGCGAUUUUUGGAUGCAGCCACUAUUCCUGAGUAUAAAGUAGGAAAACUCACUUUUGGUUUGUCUAGACCAUAGCAUAUUACCCAUGUCUCCUGAUAAUACACUGUUAUGAAGAGAAAUAAUAAGAUGUGCAAGAAAGUCAACAUUAUUACCUUUUGUCCAAAGUCAAUGGCGAAAUGACCCUGAACACAUUUGCAGCAGUUGCAUUUGUUGACUAGUUUAUGAAUCACCAAGCAGUCUCAGCUAAAAUAAAAUUCAGUUAGUGUUCUACUAAAGAAAAAAGUCACCUCCACUUUCGAUUGCCUGAGAGAGAGUAGUUUAAAUGAAAAUUUUCUUUCCUUUUUGGAUGAACUAGCCUUUUAAAGCCCUAUUUGCUGGGAAACUGACAGAAUUUGCACAAAGUAAAUGGCAUUGUCGUCAAAAGCACACCCAGAUUUCACAGAAAAUUAACUGAAAACGUAUGUUCAGAGCUCCAGGAAACCUCAAAAAUCCCCCCUCUGUAACUGAGGACCUUUACACUGUCCAUAACCUGCAGCAUGAAAUUCAGCAAAAUGGUUUACACUGUCAUACAUAAUGAACAUUUGGUGUCGUUUGUACACUUGUUCUGAUCGCUAACAGCCAUAAACAUUGGUUUGUUGGCUAUUCUGGUGUAAACUGAAAUACACACGCACAUCUCCGUUAUGAGCCGUCAUCAUCAUGUCAUUUUUCAAUGGACAUUUAUUUCCGUUAUAUUCUUGAUUUUAACAGUUUCUGCUUUAAUGUUUUUAUUAUUGUGAGAUUAUUUAUUUUAUAGUGGCUGUAUCCAUUUUUAUGUGUCUGUAAUUGAGUAAUUAUUAGUGCUAUUUAUUGUAAAUUCCACAUAAUAUCAAAGUCAAGUUUAUUUUUUCUGCUGUAUUCUGUAUCUCAAAAUAAAAAUAUCAUAAUUCUGCCUGUC
Molecule: messenger RNA, 5299 nt
Organism: Danio rerio (zebrafish)
Lineage: Eukaryota; Metazoa; Chordata; Actinopteri; Cypriniformes; Danionidae
Source: RefSeq, a predicted model, not a curated record